This is a messenger RNA of Ostertagia ostertagi, 513 nucleotides long. The record is from the annotation of a GenBank genome assembly. Lineage: Eukaryota; Metazoa; Nematoda; Chromadorea; Rhabditida; Trichostrongylidae.
AUGGACAGUGAAGGUGCAAAUUCGACGGAGGAUGGUCCAACUAUGAGCAUUUCGUCAGUGUGCUAUGAUGAUGAAAGGAAAUAUAAAUGCUGUUGUAGUUUGAUCGGAAUAAAGAAUGGCGCAUAUGGAGUGGCGAUUUUCUAUGCGACAAUGAUUGUCUCGAAUUUGGGAAUUCGACUAGUCAAAUCUAACGAGGUUCAAUGGAAUUGGCAAUUGCUGUUUCUCGUCUCGGAUAGCAUUGCGGUGUUGUGUUUGGUGUAUGGAGUGGUCAGGGAACAGCCGGCAUUUUUGCAGCCAUUCACCAUUAUCAGCAUGGUCACUGUAAGCUUUUGUGUGCUACUGACCACAUUCUACGCAUCGGCUGUCAUUGAUCCGACGUCAUACGCUGGAGAACAAAUCGAAAUUCUCCUUGCAGGACAUGUGAAUGAUCAUACACUGGUGGCGCUAUUUGGUGCCCUGAUUUACGGUAUUACGGUCUUCAUACAUAGUUGGUUUAUGUUGCCAGACGUGUAG